Messenger RNA from Aspergillus ochraceoroseus IBT 24754, 1027 nucleotides. RefSeq names its product alpha/beta hydrolase. NCBI's taxonomy places the organism in Eukaryota, Fungi, Ascomycota, Eurotiomycetes, Eurotiales, Aspergillaceae. Gene Ontology annotation, molecular function: hydrolase activity. The record is from RefSeq and is a predicted model, not a curated record. The transcript has a single exon. The coding region runs from base 113 to 1027 and encodes 304 amino acids.
UGUACAACCUACACAGCCUAAGAGAAUUCGAUAUCGUGCCUUGGAGCCAACUCCCUUUUAUACUGUUUAUAUUCUGAUACUGGAUUAUGGUUCUACUGGCAUUGAAAGCACCAUGAAACAAGACGUGAGCUUUGACAGUCAAGGUCUGAGGAUAGUCGGCCAUCUUUAUACUCCAGAGAAGUCAACUUCCGAACAGCGCCUUCCAGCGAUUGUGAUUAGCAAUCCCGCCGGCGGCGUGAAAGAGCAAACGGCCGGUAUAUAUGCUCGUUAUCUAAGUGAGGCAGGAUUCAUAACCCUCGCUUACGACUCUGCAUACAAUGGCGAAAGUGAAGGCACUCCUCGGGGCCUGGAAGAUCCAGCACAUCGUAUCGAGGAUAUAAAAAAUGCGGUGACAAUGCUGAGCUUGCAUGAUAGAGUGGACCGAGAGCGGAUCGGACUCCUUGGGAUAUGUGCUUCGGGAGGAUAUACAGUCGUCGCGACGGCAACGGAUAUGAGAAUCAAAGCUGUCGCAACUGUCAGUGGCGUUGAUACGGGUGUCUUCUUCCGCGAAGGGUAUGAUGGAAGGCAAGACCCGUCGGUUUUGAAGGCGAUGCUGGAAAACGCUGCAAGAGCACGGACUGAGGCCGCUGUAACUGGCGGUGAAAUUGGUGGCUUUCCUAUACACCCACCCAACGAACCUGCCGCUCGCGAGCUCGGCGAAUAUCAUUUUGAAGGUUGGGAAUAUUAUAUGACUCCCCGAGCUUCUCACCCACGCUCAAGCAAAACCAUGCCGUGGAACAGCGUGGACAAGCUCGCUGGCUUUAACAGCUUCAGUUUCCUCGGCGCCAUCUCACCUCGCCCUAUUUUAUUUAUCGUGGGGACGAAAGCAGCCACAAAGUGGAUAGCUGAGCGCGGAAUGAAAGACGCAAGCAAUCCAAAGGAGCUUUACUGGAUCGAGGGUGCGUCGCAUGUUGAUCUUUACGACAAGGAGGAAUAUGUCCCUCUUGCAGUCAGGCGUCUCUCUAGUUAUUUUGAUCAGUGGCUGUAG